Messenger RNA from Propithecus coquereli (Coquerel's sifaka), 1113 nucleotides. RefSeq names its product transmembrane protein 59-like (gene TMEM59L). Bases 82 to 1113 code for a protein of 343 amino acids. NCBI's taxonomy places the organism in Eukaryota, Metazoa, Chordata, Mammalia, Primates, Indriidae. The transcript has 8 exons. The record is from RefSeq and is a predicted model, not a curated record.
CCCGGUCCCCGCCGCGGCCGCCGCAUCCUCCGCGCCGGCCCGGAGCCGGAGUCCCCCGCGCCCCCUGCGCUCGGCCGGGACAUGGCUGCGGUGGCGCUGAUGCCGCCGCUGCUGCUGCUGCUGCUGCUGGCAUCGUCGCCCGCUGCCUCCGCGCCGCCCGCCCGAGACCCCUUCGCCCCGCAGCUCGGGGACACGCAGAAUUGCCAGCUGCGGUGCCGCGACCGCGACUUCGGCCCGCGGCCCUCGCAGGCAGAGCCUGAGGGCCCCUCCGAGUCUCCCUGUGACAGGGCGGUUCUGAUCAGCGCCUGUGAGCGAGGCUGCCGCCUCUUCUCCAUCUGCCGGUUUGUAGCCAGGAGCUCCAAGCCCAACGCCACCCAGACAGAGUGUGAAGCAGCCUGCGUGGAAGCCUACGUGAAGGACGCGGAGCAGCAGGCCUGCAGCCGCGGCUGCUGGAGCCAGCCCCCGGAGCCGGCGCCUGCGCUGGAGCGGAAGAGAAAGGUCCUGGAAGCUCCGAGUGGGGCCCUCUCCCUCCUGGACUUGUUUUCCACUCUCUGCAAUGACCUUGUCAACUCAGCCCAGGGCUUCGUGUCCUCUACCUGGACGUACUACUUGCAGACUGACAAUGGGAAGGUGGUGGUGUUCCAGACCCAGCCCGUGGUAGAGAGCCUUGGGUUCCAGGGGGGCCGUCUGCAGCGAGUGGAGGUGACCUGGCGGGGAUCCCGCCCUGAGGCCUUGGAGGUGCAUGUGGACCCCGUAGGCCCUUUGGAUAAGGUGAGGAAGGCCAAGAUCCGAGUCAAGACCAGCAGCAAGGCCAAAGUGGAGUCCGAAGAGCCUCAGGACAACGACUUCCUCAGCUGCAUGUCUCGGCGCUCGGGGCUGCCCCGCUGGAUCCUGGCCUGCUGCCUCUUCCUGUCCGUGCUGGUCAUGCUCUGGCUAAGCUGCUCCACCCUGGUGACCGCGCCGGGCCAGCACCUCAAGUUCCAGCCACUGACCCUGGAGCAGCACAAGGGCUUCAUGAUCGAGCCGGACUGGCCCCUGUACCCUCCGCCGUCACACGCCUGGGAAGACAGCCCGCCACCCUGCAAGCUGAAGCUGGACCUGACCAGGCUGUAG